Molecule: messenger RNA, 2888 nt
Organism: Oreochromis niloticus (Nile tilapia)
Lineage: Eukaryota; Metazoa; Chordata; Actinopteri; Cichliformes; Cichlidae
Product: Fc receptor-like protein 5
Exons: 15
Coding region: 384-2615 (743 amino acids)
Biological process (GO): cell surface receptor signaling pathway; immune response
Cellular component (GO): external side of plasma membrane
Molecular function (GO): transmembrane signaling receptor activity
Source: RefSeq, a predicted model, not a curated record
UGUGGUGUAAACCAUGAUGGAAACCAACAAAAUGCCAGGUAUUUUUUUUUUCUUUUUUUUUGUUAAUUUUAAUCCUGGGAUUCCACUGUUUGCUUGUUUUUUUAAGUUAGCUUUUCCAAAGACAAACAUGUGUUCUCCCUGUUUUUCCACUUGUUUGUGUAUUACCCUUGUACUAUAUACCUGAUAGAUUUACCAAGUAACCCCACCUUGCUGAUAUCAGAAGUUGUUAUUUCUGUGUAAAAAGGAAGGAAGCAGAGAGAAGAAGUUGAAAAAACCUCUUUGUUUCCUUCACAGCUCUUUGGUAUCUGCUGUGCUGCUGCUUCACUCUCUCUCUUUACAGAAAGUUGUAGAAGUUUUCAGACGUGUCACUGCUGGAUGUGAGGAUGGGAGCCACUUUGCUCUGUGAGCUGGGCCUAUUCUUGCUCUGUACGCUCCUCUGCACCGGACACACUCAAGGUGAUCAAGAUGCUGUGCUAACUAUUGAACCCAGCUGGUCCAGUUUUUUCAUUGAAGAGUUUGUUACCUUCAAAUGUGACAUGAAUGAAGGAGAAGACACUGACUGGGAAUACAAAAUCAACAAGGAUGGUCGAGAAUUUAUCCCCUACAACACACACAAAGACUACAGUUUACCAAUUACAACUACAGAUUACAGUGGUGAAUAUCAGUGCUCUGGUCGCAGGAAGAGCUCACAUGAUACAAAGAACAGUAGUGCUGUCUCAUUAACGGUAUUAGAUAGACCCAGGGCCACACUGACACUAGGAACAACAAUCAUACCAGUAGGGGGCAGUGUGACACUGAACUGCUCUGUGGACAGCUAUGCUAAAUGGAAAUAUGAGUGGUUCAGACGAACCCAAAGAACCUCUGAAGUUCCAAUCAGAGAUCAACAAAACAGAGAUAUCAGAGUAUCUCAAGGAGGAAUCUACCGCUGCAGAGGAACAAGAGGAAACCCAGUUUACAACACUGAUAUAAGUGAUGAUGUCACCAUUGAGAAAACUCUUUCCAAUAAAGUUGUUGUAAAACAACAACCCAACUGGCCUCAGAUAUUCAGAGGUGAGACGAUCACUCUGACAUGUGAGGUGCAGGAAGGAGGUGAAACCACUGAGUGGGAGUAUGAAUGGAGAGGACCCAGGACACCCACACAGUGGACACACAAUAAUGAUGUGACAUUCAGAGUUUCUGAGUCCAGCAGUGGAGACUACAUGUGUAAGAGUCGACGCAGAGAUGACUCAUAUUCUUCAACAGAGUGGAGUGAAGCCUUCACAUUGUCAGUAUCAACAGAUAAACCCAGGGCCACACUGACAGGAACAACAACAAUCAUACCAGUAGGGGGCAGUGUGACACUGACCUGCUCUGUGCAGAGCUCUGAUGGAUGGAAAUAUGAGUGGUUCAGACGAACCCAAACAACCUCUGAAGUUCCAAUCAGAGAUCAACAAAACAGAGAUAUCAGAGUAUCUCAAGGAGGAAUCUACAGCUGCAGAGGAACAAGAGGAAACCCAGUUUACUACACUGAUAUAAGUGAUGAUGUCACCAUUGAGAUAACCUUUUCCAAUAAAGUUGUUGUAAAACAACAACCCAACUGGCCUCAGAUAUUCAGAGGUGAGACGAUCACUCUGACAUGUGAGGUGCAGGAAGGAGGUGAAACCAUUGAGUGGGAGUCUCAAUGGAGAGGACCCAGGACACCCACACAGUGGACACACAAUAAUGAUGUGACAUUCAGAGUUUCUGAGUCCAGCAGUGGAGACUACAUGUGUAAGAGUCGACGCAGAGAUGACUCAUAUUCUUCAACAGAGUGGAGUGAAGCCUUCACAUUGUCAGAAUCAACAGAUAAACCCAGGGCCACACUGACAGCAGGAACAACAAUCAUACCAGUAGGGGGCAGUGUGACACUGACCUGCUCUGUGCAGAGCUCUGAUGGAUGGAAAUAUGAGUGGUUCAGACGAAACCAAACAACCUCUCCAGUUCAAAUCAAAGAUCAACAAAACAGAGAUAUCAGAGUAUCUGAAGGAGGAAUCUAUCGCUGCAGAGGAAGAAGAGGAAAACCAGUUUACUACACUGAUAAAAGUGAUGAUGUCACCAUUGAGAUAACCUCACAGUUCAGGACUGAAACGUUUCCUACUCGGUUGAUCACUGGACUUCUUUGUGGAAUUUUACUGAUUCUUCUUCUGCUGCUGCUGUGUUACAUCAAACUGUCAAAAGAUGAAUCUUUUGUCAGGACUCAAAGCACAAAUCAGAGCUCUGCUAUGAAACACAUGAUCAACCAGGAAGCUCAACACAGUCAAAACACUUCUCUCCAAGGUGAUGUUUGUAUAUAUGAAUCAAUCAGAGACUACGAUGACAGAGUAAAGGCUGAAUGCAGGGAUUUCACAUAUUCUUUGAUUGAGCUUAAAAACUUCACUAACAAAGAUGACAGCCUGUUGUACGCAGACGCCACCUACAGUAAGACUGAAUGCAACAGUGACAAAAGAAAAUCAGCCACUGAAGCAGCCGACGAAGGGGUUUAUUCUGAAAUCAAACCACAAGAAACACAAGGAGCUUCAUGUUGUGACUGUAAUGAUUAUCAAAUAGGUUUUAAAUGGAGUAAAUUCAUUACCAAAUCACCUUUAACCAUUGAAUAAUCCUGAUUAUGUUCUUCCAGAUUAAUAACAAACAAAAGCAGUUGAAUGCAGGACAGAAUUUACUUUAUACAUCCAUCCAUCCAUUCGCUUCCGCUUAUCCUUGUUCAGGAUAAAUUCAUAUGAAUUUCACAAAGCAUUGAAAGAAGAAAUGAGAAGAAAAAAGUUUUUUGCCUGUUUUUUAAAAAGCUGCCUUUCAUUGUAAAUGAGCUUUAUCUGAAAGUGAUGAUGUGGCUUUGAGUUCAGUUCAGUAUGUGUACUGAUGUUUUCUAUGUC